Ctenopharyngodon idella (grass carp) is the source of this 2840-nucleotide messenger RNA. It is a transcript of the gene cfap210, whose product is annotated as cilia and flagella associated protein 210. The record is from RefSeq and is a predicted model, not a curated record. The transcript is spliced from 9 exons. The coding region runs from base 1058 to 2713 and encodes 551 amino acids. Lineage: Eukaryota; Metazoa; Chordata; Actinopteri; Cypriniformes; Xenocyprididae.
UUAUUUAUUUAUUUAUUUCCACUUUUAUACAUUUCUUUGUUUUACUAUUAUUACAUUUAUUUAUUCUCACAUAAAUGUAUUUAUUUGUUAUUAAUUUAUACAUUUAUUUAUUUUUCCCACAUGUAUUUAUUUAUUUCCACUUUUAUAUAUUUCUGUUUUCCCAUUAUUACAUUUAUUUAUUCCCACAUAUAUUUAUUUAUUUCCACUUUUAUAUAUUUCUUUAUGUAUUUUCCUAUUACAUAUAUUUAUUUAUUUAUUCUCACAUAAAUGUAUUUAUUUGUUUAUUUAUACAUUUAUUUAUUUUUCCCACAUGUAUUUAUUUAUAUAUUUCCACUUUUAUAUAUUUCUUUAUGUAUUUUCCAAUUAUUACAUUUCUUUAUUUAUAUAUUCUUAUUUUCUGCAGGCUUGGGUCUCCAUACUUUAAUAGUUAUUAUAUCAAUGAUCAAUUUAUUUGAGCUUAAACUGAAGGGGUUGAACUGAGUUGGUCGGUUGGACUAAUUCUUCACACAAGCUCAGGCAUCUGACUAAUUAGGUGACCAACCACAUGACAGAACUUUAUUCUGUUGCCAUUUUCUCUUGUACACUUAUCUGUUAGUAGCCUACUAAGUACUAUGUACCAUGUUUCAGAAUUGUUUUACUGUUUACAUUUUGAUAGCCUUUAAUAGGUUGGUUAAUGACAAGUUUCAGUUGUGACAGCCCAUCCCAUAUAGCGAGACAACAUGGUACAUAUGUGUCUUAUAAGAGUAUAUUAUCAAAAGUUAUAUACUGAGGAUUUAAAGUACAUUUAACUUCAUAAUGUUAAGAAUUUCAAGGCAAAGGAAUCAGUUUGUUUUGCGGGCUCUUUAAGGAUUCGCAUGACGUCACAUACUUCACAGGCAGGGUUGCUGGGGAACAGUGCAACAAAAGUUUAAAUGGUUGCUGAGCAACACGGUGUAGAGAGUCCGAGCAUGUUACCAACGUUAGCCUAGUUUGUCGAUGUAUGAAGGAAUAAAAAUAUAAAAACACCUCAAUAUACGUUUAGAUCAACGAAUGUGAGAGGAAAUAAAAAGCAGUUCAAAUGUCAGCAGCCUCAGUAACAACAGGUGUCGUCCAGUACGGUCGGAGGAAAGGCUCGAGUAAACAAGUUGUGAGUUCAGAGAUGGAGAAAACCGAAGCAGACCUUCGUCAAGUGGUAGUUUUGUCCAAAUCUGAAUGGCAGCGCGUACAGGACAGUGUGAACGGUGUGAAUCGUUACAACAGAAGUGUCAUUGCGGCAGCUGAACAGCGGGAGGCGCUGCACAUGCGCUCUAAAGAGCUCGUGAAACACUGGUCCAACACCAUUGCUGGACAGCGACAAAAAAAGCUAGAAGCGAAAAAAAUUCGAGAGGCGAUCGAAGAGGAGGAGAGGAAACUACUUGACAUAGAAGAAGCGAAAUACCAGGCCGAGAUACGAAAGGAGGCCAUUGAAAAAGCAAAAACCCAGCAGUACUACCAGACCGACAGAGUGAAAGGCUUCCAUAGCGCUCUGUUGCUGGCGGAGGUUCUGAAGGAAAGGGAGGCUCAGAUCGAGCUAAAACACAUGAAGCAGAAUGUCAGCAAAGAUGUAGACAGAGAAAUCUUGGCCGAAAUGGCUAGCAGAGAAGAACAGGCCAUCCAGCAGGAGCAGCAGAAAGCCCUGCAGAGGAAACAAGACCAACUCGCCAUGGCUGAGAGCUUGAAACUACAGUUUAAGGAUCAUGAAAUGAGGAAAGAGCAGGAGAGGCAGGAGGUCAAAAGGGAGGCUGAAGAAAUCGAGCGACUCAGAGAUCUUAAUCUGUGGGAACAGUCCAUGAAAGAGCGCAAGAAUCAAGAAGAGAAGAGAAGCAUGAUGAAGGCUCUUCGUGACCAUUUGACCAACAGAGAGCUGGUGAAAGCAGCAGAGGCCCAGAGGCAGGAGGAAGAAGAGGAGAAACGGAAGCAGCUCGCCAGCCAUAAAGAAAAAGUGACGAAAAUGAGGAAAGCAAAGCAGGAGGAAAUAUUUAGAGAGCUUCAAAGACACAGAGAGACUAUUAUACAGAAGUUAGCUGUACAAAAGCAGCAAGAAAUCAGCAAUGAGGAAGAGAUCAUCGCAAAAGCGGUCGCUGAACGUGAGGCCAGACAGGCCCGAGAGCAGCGUGAGAAAGAAGAGCAGCAUGCAGCCAUGUUGAAAUCUAUCGCUGCACACAGAGAAUCCAUGAGGCAAGAGCAGGAACGACAGGCAGAGGAAGAAAAACAGAAAGCUCUGGAGAUGCUAAAUGCAAAGAAGGAAGCAGAUAAAAUCUUCAUGGAAAAGCAGGAACUUCAAGCUCAAAAAGCUAAAGAAGAAGGAAAAGCACUGCAAGACAUCUACAUACAAGAAAUGGCUGAAAAACGCGCAAAGGAUCAACGUACGAAAAAAGAACAGAAGGACUUUGUGGAGAGGAACACCGCUCUCAUUGUUGAGGAGGAAAACCAGUUCCAGAAAUACGCCAAACAAGUCAUCGAAACAGCCGAGAAGGGAGGGAGAAACAUCUACCCACUCCUGAAGGCUGGCAGAGAGGGCAUCGGAGGGGGCCUGGGGCCCAUGUUCAGUGGACUUAGACCAAGUUAUCUAGUCCACGAUGAGUCGGGUGUUCAGAUGCCCAAUUAUGUGAGCGGCACCACUCAAAACAUAAAAGAGCUGAACGAGACCUCUGAUAUCCAGAAGUCCAAGAAAAGACUAGGAUUUACCUGGUAAUACUUUACAACAUCUUGUUGUUAGAAUGACUCUCUCUUGCUGUUGCGAUAAUAAAGAUUUCUUUUAUGCAAAAGAAAUGUUAAUUGCUGUAUCUUAAAUAAAAUAUCAAAUUGGAUGUUUAUAAGUA